GUUCCCAGUUCGGUGGAGGUGGGUGGCCAAGAGAUCAAAGCAUACGAGCCAGCGCGCCCUUCCUCCUUCGUUCUCGGGUCGAUCAUGUCGCUUCUUGGAUUGUAAUAUCCCAUUGCUUCGUCCCUUGCAGCUGCUCGCGGGGUCGGGAGCGGGUCGCAGCCGCAUAGGAGGGCGCCACAGAUGCCAUCUCAGGGGAUGCUCCGGCCGCCGCUGCGCAAUCCAGCCGGUGGGCGUCCGUCCUUCAGCAACCAGGGCCACGCGCCGACCGGCCAUGGUUCGCUCUCCGGCCAGACCCAGAACCAUGUCGCCGGCCCCAGCCAGACAGGAACAGGGCAACCGCGCGGCCACUCCGGCGGUGGCGGGCCUUCUUCGGCGAUCUCUUCAGCGCCAGGUGCUCCGAUCAGUCCCCUGGCUCCAGUGUGCACUCUUUGCAAGAGGCCCACGAUCGGGCUUUGGGGCUUGGUGCCAUUGUGCGUGGAUUGCUACAACAAUCCCGUCACCAGCAACGUGGUUCAGCAGCACCCGGAGAUCCGCUACGUGCCUCCGCAUCCAGUCCCCAGCUACGGCGGCGCGACGCAGGGUCAGGGCAUCGCCAUUGAUCACCAGCGCCAACUCGACCUUCGCCAGCCUUCUUACGCGGGGCUGGCACGGGUUGCCGUCGGCCCACUGACAAGGGCAUCAAGUGCUGACUGGUGCUGUGGUUGCCUAGAGCCAACCAUGGGGGUUUUGGGCACGUUGCCCUUGUGCGAGGUUUGCUACAACUCUUUCUUCGUCGCCGGCGACGCGCCUCCGCAGCACGCGCAGAGCGGCCACGUGCUUCCAAGUCCAGUCCCCAGCUACGCGGGUGCGCCUGGGGGGGGCACUCCCUGCCAGUGAGCAGCAUUACCGGGCUGCGGCCAUUAGGCCUCCUUCCAGUUCCACCUCGAGCUCGGCCGUCGGCUCGGGACCGAUCUGCCCGGCUUGCGGCCACCCCUCCGGCACCGGCAACAGGGCGUGCAGGGUUUGCCACCUCAACGGCCCGCCGCCGCCAGAGCCCAACUAGCUCAUAUCAUAUCUCGUCGCUCC
Messenger RNA from Triticum aestivum (bread wheat), 1065 nucleotides. RefSeq lists its product as uncharacterized. The transcript has 3 exons. Bases 181 to 876 code for a protein of 231 amino acids. NCBI's taxonomy places the organism in Eukaryota, Viridiplantae, Streptophyta, Magnoliopsida, Poales, Poaceae. The record is from RefSeq and is a predicted model, not a curated record.